AUGAUUUGGUAUCCAAUCCCACAAGCUCUCCUUACUGAAUCUUCCCAACAGCCUAUUGAGCCUACCUGCUAUACCAUAGCCAUCAAAGAUCCACUAUGGCGUCAAGAAAUGAACAUUGAAUUUGAUGCAUUACUAAAAAAUCAAACAUGGACCCUGGUUCCUCCUAAUUCAGCUUCUAACAUCAUUGGCUCGAAGUGGGUAUUUCGCAUCAAACGACAUGCAGAUGGUACUGUUGAACGCUAUAAAGCACGUCUUGUUGCCAAAGGCUUUCAUCAACAACCAAGUAUUGAUUUUUACGAAACAUUUAGUCCCGUUGUUAACCUUACAACAGUACUUACUGUUCUUUCCUUAGCCAUCUUGGCUGGUUGGCCCAUUCAUCAAAUCGAUAUUCAAAAUGCUUUCUUACAUGGGAAUUUAUUAGAUGAAGUGUAUAUGUCUUAG
Molecule: messenger RNA, 441 nt
Organism: Carya illinoinensis
Lineage: Eukaryota; Viridiplantae; Streptophyta; Magnoliopsida; Fagales; Juglandaceae
Exons: 1
Coding region: 1-441 (146 amino acids)
Source: RefSeq, a predicted model, not a curated record